AUGCGACUCGCAUCUUUUGAAUCUCGACUGCUGUCGAUAAAUAUACAAAGAGUUACCAUUGGGUGGGAUGUUUGGUAUGAUUUUAAGCCUAGCGAUGAGCCUUAUGACGUGACAGCGUGGGAGGCCAUAGGAAAUACAGAAGAGGACAGUACUGAUUUCAACCCCUCUUACUACUUGGAGAAAAGAAAGGAGGAACAGAUCAAGAAUACCGGCAAAUAUACCAAUGUAUCUCGAACAUUCACAACCUUGUUCUCACGAUUUGCCAGCAAAAACCCUUCAUUAUCAAGAACUAUCUCAUACUUUCAGGGCCUCUUUUCACAAUACCAGAGACAGGAUCUGAUUGUCCAAGUUAUGUUUCACGCUGGAGGGUCUGACUUCGCAACAUACAGGGGAUUACUAAGAGCUUCUUCGACAUUUUUAAUAGAACGCAGCAAGAGAAGAAACAUAUAUUUUAGACAAGGAAGCUCAAGGAAUCGAAAGAUAGUUAUACUAUCAUCUAGUCGACGUCACCUCAACAUAACGAAUGAAUUUUGUGUAAAUUACCCAUCUCCCUCUUACCAGGAAAGGCUCAUGGAGAAUAUCAGAGACUUUAUGACCCUAAACACUGACUUAGGAAUAACUUCACCAAUGUCAAUGGGCUGGGAGAAGCAUACCUAA
Molecule: messenger RNA, 657 nt
Organism: Sclerotinia sclerotiorum 1980 UF-70
Lineage: Eukaryota; Fungi; Ascomycota; Leotiomycetes; Helotiales; Sclerotiniaceae
Exons: 6
Coding region: 1-657 (218 amino acids)
Source: RefSeq, a predicted model, not a curated record